AUGUGUGACACCGAGUACAAGAGUUUCUACUUAUGGCUGGCAGAAUUCAUAGGCUUCUUAGGCCUACUUGCACUGUGCCUGUGGCUAGCCUUACGACCCAAAGAGCCAACAUGCAGCGUCACCUUCGUAACCAUAGAACAGCCCUCUGAUCAAAACGGGACCAUCUUUUACUCUCUUGAAUUCGAGAACCAAAACAAGGACUCUAACAUCUACUAUGAUGACUCAACUUUCCUUUUCUUGUAUGGGCAGCGUCAAGACAAGGUGGCUGAGACAACCUUAAAAUCAUUUCAUCAAGGGACUAGUAGCAAGCGCGAGGAAUCUGGCACUGUCCACGCUAAAUCUGAACUACUGAAAACUCUGCUCUCCAAUGCAAUAAAAAAUGCCACCAGUGAGUUAAAGGUGGCUUUAAGGACGAGGUUUCACUACAAGACAUGGGGAAUCAAGAGCAAGUUUCAUGGGUUAAACCUUGCUACUAAUCUACCAAUAGGUGGUGAUGGGAAGCUUAAGUUUUCGGAGAAGAAAAACAAGUACAAACUCAAACAGUGUGGUACCAAGAAAUUGGUCAGCUCGGUAAAGCACUGAUCUCAUUCCCUCCAUUUCUUUCUCUUGGUUCAAUUCUUCAUCUUAUCCUUUUCCCUUCAUUUCUUCUAACACUUAGAAAACAUACCCAAUUUGUGUGCAUGUGAUCCAAUACCUAUAUGAGAGAAAUAGAGAAUGUUGCUUUACAUAGGAAAAUUAAAGAUUAGGUUAUGAUGGUUUCUUCAAAUCAAUAUUAGCUACAAUACAGUCAGCGCAAAAAAGAUUAUUUGGUUUUGCAUUAUGUUGUGUGAGAAAACUGUGUAGUUUUAGUUUUAGUAAGAUUUUCUUGUGUACAUAGUUGGUGUAAACCAGAUAGAAACAAGAGAAUUCAAUAUUUGUGUAUUCUU
Molecule: messenger RNA, 926 nt
Organism: Arachis duranensis
Lineage: Eukaryota; Viridiplantae; Streptophyta; Magnoliopsida; Fabales; Fabaceae
Product: protein NDR1-like
Exons: 1
Coding region: 1-582 (193 amino acids)
Biological process (GO): defense response to other organism
Source: RefSeq, a predicted model, not a curated record